This is a messenger RNA of Hevea brasiliensis (rubber tree), 1492 nucleotides long. RefSeq names its product probable inactive receptor kinase RLK902. Gene Ontology annotation, molecular function: protein kinase activity; ATP binding. Lineage: Eukaryota; Viridiplantae; Streptophyta; Magnoliopsida; Malpighiales; Euphorbiaceae. The transcript is spliced from 2 exons. Gene Ontology annotation, biological process: protein phosphorylation. The record is from RefSeq and is a predicted model, not a curated record. Bases 293 to 1339 code for a protein of 348 amino acids.
UCUUGAUCCUUUCUAACAUGAAAUGGACGGCAAUGAUGAAUUCAAAUGGUUUCUAUGGAUGACAUUCUAAACCAAAUUACUCAAUUGUCUCCGUGCAAAUUAUAAGAAGGAAUCUACACGCAUAAGCAAGCGUUGUGCUUAUUUUCAUGGAUGAUGUCUCCAAGAUUUCUGGUGGAAAAACCAACGUACAGUUGCAACGUUGUAAAUGGGAAAAGAAAAAUACCUUUGUCAAUAAUGUUGUGUUUGCUAAGAACAGAACAGAACAGAAAUUCUCUCCAAGACUAAGCCAGACAUGAACAAGGCAGCUUGUCUUCCACGGGGCUUAUUUUCUAUUUUUUGCAUCAUCUACGCAGCAAUUGAACUCAUUUUUACCAGAGCAGUGAAAUGGAGGACGAAAUUCAGUGAUGGAAAAGUAACCAACAUAACUCCAGGGUCGGUGCCGGAGGUGAAAGUGACACUGCCUGCUAAGUUGAUAUUUGAACAAGAUGGGUUUGCAAAAAAGUACUGUGAUGGAUCAGAGCUAGCUCAACUUCCAAAAGUUAUGCUUGGUGAAGGUACCAUGGGGACUUUGUUCAAGCUUAUUCUUAAUUGUGGCUUCAUCGUCACAGCUCGAGUGAUCCGACAAGGAUUGGUCAAGCCAGAUGAUAUUGAGCUAUGGAUUAAUUUCUUUGGAGGAAUUCGCAACACCUGGCUCUUGCCAAUGCACUUGAGUUUCUGGUGCGGUGGAGAAGCCUUUGUUGUGUAUGAGUAUUUGUGCUUGGGAAGUUUGGAGGAGCUUUUACAUGGAAGUGAAGGAAUCCGAUACACCCCAUUGAGUUGGGAAGUUCGAAAGCACAUAGCACUAUGUGCAGCAAUGGCAAUAGACUUCAUUCACAAUCAAGUUACAAAAAAAGGCAGCAACCUUGUCUGUGGGGUGGUUAAGGCAAGCAAUAUCUUAAUUCGGACAGACUGUUCUGCUUGCCUUUCCGGCUAUGAAACACCUUACCUCGUACCUCCAACAACCAUCAUAAGAAGAAAUUCUGGCAGAGUUGCACCCGAACUAAUAUCCAAUCAAAAUUAUCCAAAAAGGUUUACGCGUAAGUCGGAUGUUUACAGCUUCGGAAUUUUGUUAUUGGAGCUUGUUACUGCAAAGAGACCGACUGUGACCAACUUGGGAGAAUACGUCAUAGAAAAGAGAAAGAGAGAAGGGCUGAUAGGUAUAUGCGACCCCAAAAUGGGAGAAGUAAAGGAAAGUAUGAGAGAAAUGAUUAGAAUUGCUGAGAGUUGCCUUUCACAAAGUCCCAAAGAUCGGCCUUCCAUGGAUAGAGUGGUGCAUAUGCUUCAACAAAUGAAGGACUAGCUAGGACUAUAGAUCUAUGCAGGUCAGAAUGCAAGAAUUUCUCACAACACUGAUUUGUGUGUGCAUAUAUGUAUUAAAGCAUUGAAAAUGCAUCUCAAUUUAUUGUUCUUUGUAUUUUAAGGAAAUGAAUUCAGCUCACUCAUGAUGAGUCAA